This is a messenger RNA of Effrenium voratum, 441 nucleotides long. The record is from the annotation of a GenBank genome assembly. NCBI's taxonomy places the organism in Eukaryota, Dinophyceae, Suessiales, Symbiodiniaceae.
AUGAACCAUCUCAGCCGAGCUAGUGGGCCUCCAGGACAAAGCGAGACGGAGCGCAGAUCCGCGUCCGAGGCGGCCGGCGGACAUGGCAGAGAUCAGGCUAAGCUGGCCUCACAAAAACCUGGCCCGCAACUCCGAAGCAAAGCGCAUCUCUCACAAGGCUUCAGCACGAAGGGCCCGCUGACGCUGUCCAUCACUAAGAUGCGCUGCACCAAGCGGUGCGUGUCUGUGCGCGUCUGGGCGCGCGUGUGCCUCUACGCUCAGUUGGAGCUAUCCUUCGUUGAGACAAACGCUGCAAACGAGGCAGCUGAUUUGUACUGCGGGCCAAAAAUGCGGCAUUCAGCACACAAUCGGGGCCGGUCAGUAGCAAGGCUAUGCCAGUGCCAUGCUUUCCGCUGCGCCGCUGCUCCACCGCACUCAGCAAGGCAAACAGCAGGUCGUUAA